AUGGUGGUUUGUUGGCUAUCAUCUAAUGAUAACUUGGAAUCUGAAGGCUUAUCGUCCUUAAAUUAUUAGUUUUUUCUUCUGCUAAACAUCUAAAGCAUUUACUUAUUUAUCUGUUUGAUGUAUUUUUGUAAGAAAUACAGUGAUGACUUUGUCAAAAACUUAAUUUAUUAUUUAAAAAUUUUUUAUUAUUAUAAUUCUUCUAUUUUACAUUUUCAUCAAUAGAGUUAUAAUCCACUUAAAAGUUUUAAAUUUCUUUUGCUUUCUCAAUAAAUUUUGAUAAACCCAAUCAGCCUCUGCAUUGAAUAUUCACUAAAAUAACAAUCUAUUUAUAAAUAAAUCAAGUGA
Tetrahymena thermophila SB210 is the source of this 345-nucleotide messenger RNA. RefSeq names its product transmembrane protein, putative. NCBI's taxonomy places the organism in Eukaryota, Ciliophora, Oligohymenophorea, Hymenostomatida, Tetrahymenidae. The record is from RefSeq and is a predicted model, not a curated record. The transcript has a single exon.